Malania oleifera is the source of this 1959-nucleotide messenger RNA. RefSeq names its product alanine--glyoxylate aminotransferase 2 homolog 1, mitochondrial. The record is from RefSeq and is a predicted model, not a curated record. Gene Ontology annotation, cellular component: mitochondrion. The transcript has 9 exons. The coding region runs from base 217 to 1638 and encodes 473 amino acids. NCBI's taxonomy places the organism in Eukaryota, Viridiplantae, Streptophyta, Magnoliopsida, Santalales, Ximeniaceae. Gene Ontology annotation, biological process: glyoxylate catabolic process. Gene Ontology annotation, molecular function: pyridoxal phosphate binding; L-alanine:glyoxylate transaminase activity.
CAUCUUCCACCGGGGAGUUUGUUAAUGAAUAAGAACGGGAAAAUCCAAGUCAGCCACGAGAGAAAAUUCCAAGACAAGCGGCCACCUCCACUACUGGAGCACGUCUACUCAGAUCAACCCCAAGCUGUUCUGCAGCACUUUCUCCUACUCCAAAUCAUCUGCUUGUAAUUGUAAAGCUUUCUGAUCUCGAGCUUCGUCUCUGAACUCUCGUCCGCCAUGGCGUUUCGGAGAAGUCUCGUCAAGAGAAGCCUCGACGUGGCCGCAGCGAAGCGUUGGCACACUGCUUCGGCGCGCGGCUUCUCGUCCAUUUCUCGCGAUCCGCCGGAGCUGCCUCCGUUCGAUUAUUCGCCCAAGCCCUACAAAGGCCCGCUUGCCGACGACGUGCUUCGGAAGCGCAAGACGUUUCUGGGGCCCUCGCUCUUCCACUACUACCAGAAGCCUAUCAAUAUUGUUGAAGGAAAGAUGCAAUAUUUGUUUGAUGAUAGCGGCAGGCGUUAUCUGGAUGCAUUUGCUGGAAUAGUUACCGUGUCUUGUGGUCAUUGCCAUCCUGAAGUCUUGGAUGCUAUUUUCGAACAAAGCAAGCUUCUCCAGCAUGCUACAACAAUAUACCUUCACCAUGCAAUAGCUGAUUUUGCAGAGGCACUAGCAUCAAAAAUGCCCGGAAACCUAAAGGUCGUGUAUUUUGUAAAUUCUGGGUCAGAGGCAAAUGAUUUAGCAAUGCUGAUGGCCCGAGUGUACACUGGUGCCCUUGGUAUGAUUUCCUUAAGAAAUGCAUAUCAUGGUGGAAGUUCUAACACAAUGGGACUGACAGCUUUAAACACGUGGAAGUACUCAAUACCACAGGGUGAAAUUCAUCAUGUUGUAAAUCCUGAUCCAUAUCGUGGACUAUUUGGCUCUGAUGCUAGUUGCUAUGCGAAAGACAUACAAGAUCAUAUUGACUAUGGUACUUCAGGAAAAGUUGCUGGUUUCAUUGCUGAAACCAUUCAGGGAGUUGGAGGAGCAGUCGAAUUAGCCCCUGGAUACUUGAAAUUGGUUUAUGACAUUGUACGCAAGGCUGGUGGUGUCUGCAUUGCUGAUGAGGUGCAAACUGGAUUUGGUCGCACAGGAAAUCAUUACUGGGGUUUUGAAUCACAGGAUGUCAUUCCUGAUAUAGUUACAAUGGCUAAGGGUAUUGGCAAUGGUUUACCAUUAGGAGCAGUGGUCACAACACCAGAAAUAGCAAAUGUACUGGCUCAGAAAUUUCAAUUCAACACAUUCGGUGGAAACCCUGUAUGUUCAGCUGGUGGACAUGCUGUGCUCAGGGUUCUUGAUAAGGAGAAGCGACAAGAGCAUUGUGCUGGUGUUGGUUCCCACUUGAUUGGGCGUUUGAGAGUUCUUCAACAAAGACAUGAUAUUAUCGGAGAUGUGAGAGGCAGGGGGCUAAUGGUGGGGAUAGAACUUGUAACUGACCGGAAAGAGAAGACACCUGCCAAGGCAGAAACUGCAGUUUUGUUUGAGAAACUUAGAGAGCUCGGUAUUCUCAUUGGGAAAGGAGGACUACAUGGAAAUGUUUUCAGAAUUAAGCCACCCAUGUGUUUCACCCAAGAUGAUGCAGAUUUCCUUGUGGAUGCUUUGGACUAUGCCAUAUCGAAGUUGUGAGGACCAAUCCAUCAAGAGGAGCCAGAGAUGACUUUUGAAGUUUGUAGAGCCUUGACGCCAAAAUGGGUUACUCUACUGGGAGCUUAUUGUCAUUGCUUUUGGAAACUCCAAUACUUGUGCCCAAUGCUAACCCAAGAAAUGAUAGCCGCCUCUAUUUUCCAGUUAAAUAAGCAGGAACAAGCUUGAGUUUUGGGUUAAAAAAAUAAAUAAAAAAUCUUCUUUGGCCCCAUGGAAAUGUAGAUAUUACUUAUACCAAUUGAUUGGUAAACAUAAUUUGCGUAACCCAAACGAGGGUUGGGAGGACACUCCACUUUGAUGUUC